This is a messenger RNA of Rhinolophus ferrumequinum (greater horseshoe bat), 5561 nucleotides long. It is a transcript of the gene DRD4, whose product is annotated as dopamine receptor D4. Bases 4178 to 5398 code for a protein of 406 amino acids. Gene Ontology annotation, molecular function: dopamine neurotransmitter receptor activity, coupled via Gi/Go; G protein-coupled receptor activity. Gene Ontology annotation, cellular component: plasma membrane. The transcript is spliced from 4 exons. The record is from RefSeq and is a predicted model, not a curated record. Gene Ontology annotation, biological process: adenylate cyclase-inhibiting dopamine receptor signaling pathway; adenylate cyclase-activating adrenergic receptor signaling pathway. Lineage: Eukaryota; Metazoa; Chordata; Mammalia; Chiroptera; Rhinolophidae.
UAAGAAAGAAUAAGAAGCUUCAUAUUUCCAGAAUAGAAUGUAGGAAGGAACACAUUUUAUGCACAGCUAAGAAUUUAGUUCAUCUUGAUAGUUGAUAGUUUCAUUAGUUUAAUUCUCUGAAUAAGCAAAGCACAGAAAAUAUUCUCUAGUCCAAUUUUUUUUUGGGGGGGGGGUUCACCAAGAUUUAAAUGUCAAAUUGAGGUUACUCGAACCAACUCUAAGUUCUCCACUGGGGUGUGGAAGGAGGGCUUCCCACUGCUCGUUGCUGGCACAUAGAACCCGACUGAUCUCUGGGGGCUGACCUGUACCCUGAAACCUCACUAAACUGACUUACAGGUCCUACGAGCUUUCUGUAGCUGCCUUGGGGUUUUACGUAGACAGCCGUGUCCUCUGUGAAUAAGGCCAGUUUCACUCCUUCCGAUGCAAUAUGGACGUCUGUUAUUUAUGUUUUUCCUUACCUGAUUUCCUAGCCUGAUUGCACAGGCUAGAACAGUAGUCCCAUGCCCAAUAAACGUGUUGGGAGUGGACAUACUUGUCUUGUGUUGAUUUUAGGUGGAUCACACACAGUCUCUCAUUAUUAAUUGGGAGGUUUGCUGUAGGUGUUUUGCAGAUGCCCUUUAUCAGGUCUAGAAGCCUCCUGACUAUCUCUUGCUUGAACACUUUUAUCAUACACAGUGUUGAAUUUCGUCAGAUGUUCUUCUGCACCAGUCAGUAUGACCCUGCAGUUCUUCAUCUUUAGGUGCUUGACUGGUAUCCUGUGUUGACUUGAGACAUUUCUCAUUUUCGAAUUUAAUGGUAUGAAUUCUCCUCUGAGCUCUGCUUUAGCUCCAUCCCACAACUUUAGACAUGAUGUGUUCUCAUUUUCCUCAAAAUAUUUUCUAAUUUCUCUUGAGAUUUCACCUUUGACCCAUGGAUUAUUUAGAAUUGUGUUUUUUACUUUCCAAAUUUUUGGACAUUUUCCUGUUAUUUUUUUGGUCUCCAGUUUUAUAUCUUUAUGGCAAGAGAACUUAGUUUGUAUGAUUUCCAUUCUUUACAAAUGUGUUGCAUUCCCUUUUCUGGGGCAGAAUGCUCUCUCUCCUGGUGAAUGGUUCACAUCUAUUGGAGGAGCUCUGCAUUCCUCGGCUGUUGGAUGGAGUGCUCUAUAAAUGCCAAACACACCUGCUUAUUGAUGGUUUGUUCAGACUCUUCUCUACCCUUGCUCAUGCUCCAUCUACUUGUUCUGUUGAUUAAGAACAGAUUCUUAAACUUUGAACAAGUCUUGUGCACCAAAUGAAACGACAUUCUCUUAAAUGUUUCAAGCAUCCCAUAAAACUCUGCCGGAAAUGUUGAUAGAACCAGCUCUGACACCUGCCCAAACAUCACCACCAGGGUGACGGUGGUCUCAUAACUCUGAUUUCUGUCUGUUCUGGAGGGUUACAGACAUACUCACUGGCCCUGGGGGACAGAGUGGCCACUCAGGCCCUGCACAGCCUUAGCCGUCACACAGCCCACCUUUCACUGACCAGAGGUUCUGGGAGGAUUAGGACAUCCUUCUCCCAGGAGGAGCUGCCUCGGCUUCACCAUCCUUUCUGAGCUGUAAUUGUUGUUUGCAACCUGGGAUCACACACAUUCUAACUUUGCCCCUUUUGUGAAGUUUAAUUUAUUAUUUAUAGUUCUCUUUUUGAUGUGCAGCUCUAUGAGCUUGGAAAAAUGUAUUCGUCUUUGUAACUGCCAGUUCCCUCACCCCCAAAUUCCCUCAAGCCCCUUGGUGUUCAGCCCUUGACUCCGAGCCCCUGUGGCCUCAAUUCUAAGUGUAUAGGCACCCUACAACAAAUCAUCAAAAAUACAUGAGGCAAAAACUGAUACGGAGAAAUAGAACUGGAUGGAGAAGUAGAAAAACCUAUAGUUAUACUUGGAGAUUUCAAUAUGCCUUUCUUUGUAACUAACAAGACAGACAGAAAAUUAGCAAGAACACAGAUCUGAUCUGAGCAGCACCUCCCUGAUCUAAUUGAUAUUUAAAGAACUUUCCACGCAAUAACAGCAGAAUACACAUUCUUUUUGAGUGUGCCUGGAACAUUUAUCAAAAUAGACUAUAUUCUGCGUUAUAAAAUAAACCUUAAUGAAUGUAAAAGAACUGAGGUCCUACAAAGCAUUUUUUCCUCACCAUAACAGGAUCAAACUAGAAAUAAAUAAUAGAAAGAUAACAGGAAAAUCUCCAAACAUUUGGAAAGUAAAUAACAUAGUUUUAAGUAAUCCAUGAGUCACAGCAGAAGUCUAAGGAAAGUAGGAAUUAUUUUAACCGGAACAUAAUUGUAAACACAAAAACGCGUGGGAUGUGUCUUAGAGGGAAAUUGGUAGCAUUAAAUGCUUAUUAUGUUAGAAAAGAAGAACUAUCCCAAAUGAGUGGCCUUAAGAAAUUAGAAAAAGGGCAAAUUAAUUACAAAGCAAGCAGAAGGAAGGAAAUAAUAAAGAGUAGAAAUUGAUGAAACUGAAAACAAACACAAAAAAUAUAGAAAAAAUCCAUGAAAACAAAAGCUGUUUCUUUGAAAAGAUCAGUCAAGUUAAUAAACCUCUAGCAAGACUGACCAAGAAAAAAAGAAACAUACAAUGUUUCUUUUAUAAUAUAAGGGAUGAAAGGGGUGUUGUCAUCAGCGACCUUACAGUAGGUAUAAAAAAGAUAAUAAGGGAACUUUAUAAAUAACGCUAGGCCCAUAAAUUGGAAAACUAACAUGAAAUAGACCAAAUUUUUGGCAGACAGACUACCACAUUCGCUCAGAAGACACAGUCUGUUAAAGAGAUAGAUGUGUUAAAAAAAAAAAAAGUGACAUCACCGUCAAAACCCACCUAACAAACUCCAGGCCCAGAUGGCUUCACUGGCCAAUUAUUCCAACAUUUAAGGAAAAGUUAAUAUCAAUUUCAUGAAAUCUACUAAGGAAAAUAGGAGAGAAGGGAGCACUUCCCAUCUCGUUUGAGGAAGCCAGCAUUAUUCAGGUGCGCGAACCAGAGGGUCCCACAGAGCCAUUCAGCUGGACCGACACUCAGGGCCCCUUUAAUGAUGGGGCUCCAGGCCGCCUGUCACGGCAAUUUCAGGAAGUCCAUAGAGACUUCUCGCUGUAACACAUUUUCCCUGGAUGCUCUUUCUGUGCACGUCUAUGAUCGGACAGAGGACAGUCGGGGCUGGGCUCUCAGCACAGCCAUGGGUCUGCUCCCACACAGUCUUGUCUGCGUGGACCUGUGACCCUCCCUCCAGCCUCCCAGGCUCCCACAGUCCUGUAUUGGCAGAGGGGGGUGAUGGGCAGGUGAGUUUGUAGCUGUGAUGGGUGCAGGGUGAGAGGUUUCUCACUGGGGGCUUUUCUUUCCUCUGUGAAGAAACAGGUGACCACGGCACUGCCGAACUCCCUGAGUCUUCUCCCGUGCCUUUGCUGGCGAUAGUUCACCUGUGGCUGUGAUGUAGGCACCAUUUCCUAGGCCUGUAACCCCAGGCUGAGGGGCACACACUUGCUCAGGGUCACAGGCUCCGAGGUGAUGGAGUGGGGUUGGCCACUCCGUUGUCAGCCUGGAGGGUGGAGGGUGAGGCAGUGAUGGUGGGUGAUUGAAGGUGGUCCCGCGAACCAGACGAGAGUCAGCUUCCUGGAAUGGGAUGCAGGGCCCUGGGUCCGGGUCUGCAAUCAUUGUGGGGAGACGAGCCAGGGUAGAAGAGAGGGUUGGGUCGGAGGGGUGUCCGAGGGAGGGUGAGUGUGGACCUUGUGCCUCACGCACCGCGGAUCGCCAGGGGGAGGCGCCUGAGCGCCAGGGUCUUGCGGUUGGAGCCGGGGCUGCUCCAGUCUUCCCGCGCCUGGGGGAACCAGCCAGAGAAGAAUGUUCUCCCGACGCCGCUUGAACGGAAUGGAGUGAGAACCCGAUCCGGCUCCGCCUUGAGGCGCCUCCAGAAGCGUCCCUGGGGAAGGGAGCCCAACUUGGGCGCAAGUAGGGACCCGGGGGUCUCCGCGGCCGCACGGGACGGCGCUGGCGUGGGUGCGCGCAAGCCUCGGAGUAUGGUCCCGCCGACCUUUCAUCUCGUGGGCUUCCCCUGGCGCAGACCCGCGCAUGCCCCCAGCCCUGCGGUGGGCCCGCCCGUGCGAAUCACGUCGCUUAAUUCGCAUCUCAUUGAGCUGUUGCAUUUGUCCAUCCGCCCGUCUCCCGCGGCGCUAAAUCCAACAUGAGCACAUACAGGGUGCAUCCUAGGGCUCCCAGGGCCCACCGAGCCGGGGCGGACCCCGAGGCUCAAGGCCAGGCUGGGGCGGACCCGAGGGGCGGGGCUCCCGGAUUCGCGACCUGGUCACUGUCCACAGUGCUGAGCUCCCUCUGGGGCGCUUGGAGCCCGAGAGCCAUGGGGAACCUCAGCGCCGCGGACGUGCUGCUGGCGGGACGCGGGCCGGGCACCGGCGGCGGCACGGGGGAGCCGGCGGGACUGGAGGGGCCUGGGGCAGCAGCGGCGCUCGUGGGGGGCGUACUGCUCAUCGGGGCUGUGCUCGCGGGGAACACGCUCGUGUGCGUGAGCGUGGCGGCCGAGCGCGCCCUGCAGACGCCCACCAACUACUUCAUCGUGAGCCUAGCGGCCGCGGAUCUCCUACUAGCUCUGCUCGUGCUGCCGCUCUUCGUCUACUCUGAGGUCCAGGGCGGAGUGUGGCUGCUGAGCCCCGGCCUCUGCGACGCGCUCAUGGCCAUGGACGUCAUGCUGUGCACCGCCUCCAUCUUCAACCUGUGCGCAAUCAGCGUGGACAGGUUCGUGGCGGUGGCGGUGCCCCUGCGCUACAACAGCCAGAGCUGGGGCGGGCGUCAGCUGCUGCUCAUCGGCGCCACGUGGCUGCUGUCGGCGGCGGUGGCAGCGCCCUUGCUGUGCGGCCUCAACGACGCGCGCGGCCGCGACCCCGCCGUGUGCCGCCUGGAGAACCGCGACUACGUGGUCUACUCGUCCCUGUGUUCCUUCUUCCUGCCCUGCCCGCUCAUGCUGCUGCUCUACUGGGCCACGUUCCGGGGCCUGCGACGCUGGGAAGCCGCCCGCCGCACCAAACUGCACGGCCGCGCGCCCCGCCGGCCCAGUGGCCCAGGCCCGCCGCCUGCUGAAGCCCUGGCGCCCCCCGAGGCCACCCGGGCCGAACAUGCCCGCAGGAGGAGGGGCGUCCAGAUCACGGGCCAGGAGCGCAAGGCCAUGAGAGUCCUACCCAUGGUGGUCGGGGCCUUCCUGGUCUGCUGGACGCCCUUCUUCGUGGUGCACGUCACCGGGGCGCUGUGUCCCGCCUGCGCUGUGCCCCCGCGGCUGGUCAGCGCGGUCACCUGGCUGGGUUACGUCAACAGCGCCAUUAACCCGGUCAUCUACACGGCCUUCAACGCCGAGUUCCGCACGGUCUUCCGCAAAGCCCUGCGUCUCUGCUGCUGAGCAGACCCCACCGCACCCCAUCCGCUGCGACUUCCCCACCUUGCCUGGGGGGGGGCAAGCCCCAGCAAGGGCAGGGGGCGCUUUUGUAAUAAAAUGGAUUCCUUCCUAAAAACAUCCACCCAGAAGACUCAUAGGGGAUGGAGGUGGGUAGGAGGGGGGCAAG